Molecule: messenger RNA, 498 nt
Organism: Penicillium angulare
Lineage: Eukaryota; Fungi; Ascomycota; Eurotiomycetes; Eurotiales; Aspergillaceae
Exons: 3
Coding region: 1-498 (165 amino acids)
Source: RefSeq, a predicted model, not a curated record
AUGGGUGGAUCUUGCCCGUCGCCUAUGGAGGCACCCCCGGCAAUUGGAAAUUGCCUCGCCGACCCCCAUAAAGGGGGUCUCUGGGGGACCCCGCCCCUGGCUCGAGGGCGCUCCGGAAAUGAACUGAACAUGGGCAUGACUGUUGGGCAUCCUCCUGAGCGAGAUAAUUCCUAUAACAGCCGUGCAUUGCGACGAUCAGACGAAGCAUCACAUCUGUCAAGCUCAAGCCCAAGCGCAGCGAUGGAGGGUACUGCACAAAGCGGUGGUCGUAUGAUAGGUAAGGAUGGGCGCGACUUCUCUGAUAUUCCGACACCACCUCCCUGUCUCGCCACCGAUUAUGGUGAUUCCGAGCCGGAGAUGUCGAACAUAGGCGGAGUCAUGGGCCCCGGAUAUCAGCCCCAAGAGAGCCCCGCCAUUGAAUGUCUGUUUUGUCCCAACUUUGAGAGCCAGACAGGCUUCAAAUGGACUGGUCCGGACCUAAUGGCCGUUUCCACCUAA